UUAUCAAGAAACAUCUGUUGAAGUUACAUUCUACGUUUCUUAAUACAGUUGCGGAUAUUCUCAAGAGUUACUUGAAACGUCUUACUUGUGGGACACAGGCAUCAGGAUGAAGUCAUUUCUGUUUUUUCUUCUUGGAAGCAUAUUCAUUUACGGUGACUGUUUGCACCAUGGACGGACAGUAACCACUAACUGUAAAAGCAAAGAAGCAGUUGAGAAGUACCUCGAUGAUGUCUUGAGCAAGGUGCAAGGUGACUUACCUGACCCGAUGCGCAUUCCACCCCGAUCUACCGUCGUCGAAUUGAGUGACGGACAAGUUUGGGGCUUGUCCACCCUCACAAGAAAAGGAGACGCUAAUGUCAAAUGCGAAGGGAAAAAAGUUACAAUAACUGCAAAGUUCACUGCUGAAGAAAUAAAGGGUCGUUACACGUGGCAGAAGAAGUGGCAUGGAAGGGACCGGGAAGGAUACGUCGUAUUCAUCUCAGAAGACUUUGAAGCAGAAGCUGACCUGUCAAUCACUUACGCAGAUGACGAAAAUGAGCACCAUCAUCCACAGUUGGAGAGAUUAGAAAUCAGUCGUUUCAAGGAUGCAAGAAUUGAAAUGACAGGAUUGAGUUACAUUACGUGGGCUUUGGGAGAAAUGACGACGCUCUUGUCCGGCAUUUUCCAAAGAGCUAUUGCGCAUGCUCUCGAAGGACCACUAAGGGAGGCUCUCGAGAUGCGAAUGAGAGAAAUUGACCUUGAUUAAAUAUAAUAAAGUUAAAUAUAU
Molecule: messenger RNA, 766 nt
Organism: Uloborus diversus
Lineage: Eukaryota; Metazoa; Arthropoda; Arachnida; Araneae; Uloboridae
Exons: 4
Coding region: 107-745 (212 amino acids)
Source: RefSeq, a predicted model, not a curated record